Molecule: messenger RNA, 2161 nt
Organism: Trichogramma pretiosum
Lineage: Eukaryota; Metazoa; Arthropoda; Insecta; Hymenoptera; Trichogrammatidae
Product: neprilysin-2-like
Exons: 10
Coding region: 23-2161 (712 amino acids)
Biological process (GO): protein processing
Cellular component (GO): plasma membrane
Molecular function (GO): metalloendopeptidase activity
Source: RefSeq, a predicted model, not a curated record
UGCAAAACUAUUAUACCGGAUAAUGAAGCUAAUCGAGCUAUUAACAAUUAUUUUUCAAUCAACGAUAGUACUUACGAAUUUUUAUUUAAUUUCAGCUUCAUCAAAUGGAAGCGAAUGUCAAACCACUGGCUGCCAGGAUGCAGCCAAGCUGGUCAAGGGCAAUAUUGACACGAGUAAGCAACCUUGCGAAAAUUUUUACAGCUUCGCGUGCGGUGGUUUCGUCAAAACUGCCCGUAUUUCAAAGAAUCAGGACGUCGUCGACCAUAUCAGUCUGACGCAGGAGAAAGUGCGCAAAGAGCUCGGCCAAAUGCUCGAGGAAAGCAUCAGUUCAAAGGAGCCGAGGACCUUCAAAUUGGUCAAGCAAUUUUACAAAGCCUGUAUGGACGAAGCUAGCAUCGAGAAAAAAGGCAUUGCGAGUGUGUUGAAUUAUACGCGCAAACUCGGAGGAUGGCCUGUGCUGAUGGGUGACUUCUGGAACUCGAGUGGAUUCGACGUUUCGGAAACUUUGUACCAAAUGCGUAGGAUCGGUUUACGGCCCAACGCCAUUAUGGACCUUUUCGUUUUCAGCGAUAUCAAUGAUACCUCGACCAAUGUACUUUACAUCGAUAGCCCCCGUCUUACAGUGCAUUCGGAAGAUUACAGACAAGGUUUUCUCAGUAAAAAAAUUCAGGCCUAUUACCAAUACAUGGUAGAAAUAGCGACUUGGUUUGGAGCUCAAGAGGCGAACGCCGUUGUACAAAUGAGAAAAGUCCUGGAGGUCGAAAAAGCCUUCGCAAGUGCAGCUGGAAUAUUUACGUCAGACUUAUCUGGCAAUAAUAUUCCUGUAGGAGAGCUUGCUAAAAAAAUUCCAUCCUUGAACUUGUACCAAUACCUGCAAGUCAUGACCGAACCAAUCGAGAAAAUCGACUUGGAUAAAAAUUUACGCAUUGUGGAGCCGGAUUAUUUAAUAUCGCUCGAGCACAUUUUACACUCGACUCCUAAACGAGCCAUGGCCAACUAUUUGAUUUGGAAAAUGGUUGAACAAUUCGUGCCUCAUUUGACGAAAAAAUUUCGAAUGAGAUAUCACGAAUUCAUGAUACAAAAGUCUGACAGGAGUUCGGCGACUAAAAAUAUAAAAAGGCACGAGCAGUGUAUCGAUUUGCUGGCGGACGAUCGCAACGGCUUGAUGGUUGGGCUUGGCUCGAUGUACGUCAAAAAGCAUGCCAGUAGCUUAUCGAAAGAGGAUUUGAAAAUUAUCGUAAACGAUGUCACCGAUUCAUUUAAAGAUGUCAUUGGAAAGGCGGACUGGCUCGACCAGAAUUCGCGAAAAGCAGCCGUGGACAAAGUGACGUUCAUGGGUCACGUCAUUGGCUAUCCAAACGACAUGAUUAAUGAUCAAAAACUUGAUUCUUACACCAAGUCGCUGAAUCUGUCCGCGAACGACGCAGUGAAGAAUUUCCUGAACUUGCAGCGUUUCCACUACGAGCAUUCGCUGGCGAAUCUGCGAAAACCGUCCAACCGACUGUUGUGGACCGUCCUCUCGGAAUCCAUCAGAGUCAACGCUUAUUACUACAAAACUCAGAAUAUAUUUGUUGUUCUAGCGGCGAUGCUACAGCCACCAAUCUACAAUCCAGACUGGCCAGCUUACGCCAAAUACGGCAGCAUUGGUUUCAUCGUGGCCCACGAAAUGAUGCACGCCUUCGAUACGGAAUCUUACAAGCUCGAUAAGACGGGCUCGUUGAAAAAAUGGAUGUCACCCGCUUCCGAAAGCAGCUACUUUCAAUUGACCCAAUGCCUCACUAAACAGUAUCACAAUUUCAAAGACGAAGAUAAUGGUUUGAGGGUUGAUGAAUUUCGAUCUCUGAACGACAACAUAGCAGACAACGGCGGCUUGAAAGUGGCUCACAUCGCUUACAAAAAGUGGAUAAAAAAGAACAAGGAGGAGGACAAAUUGCCGGGACUCGAUUACACUCCUGAGCAGUUGUUCUGGAUCACGGCGAUGAGCUUUUUGUGCAGCAAAAAGACCUACGAGCGACUUUUCGACGACUUCGUGCUGGAAGAUCAUACGCCCGAUGAGUUUCGAGCCAUCGGUAUGCUUAUGAACUCCCGAUCGUUCGCCAAAGAUUUUCAAUGUCCGGCAAACUCGCGCAUGAAUCCAACUGAUAAGUGCACUAUUUGGUAG